Trifolium pratense (red clover) is the source of this 1980-nucleotide messenger RNA. Its product is annotated as rop guanine nucleotide exchange factor 3-like. Gene Ontology annotation, molecular function: guanyl-nucleotide exchange factor activity. The coding region runs from base 264 to 1685 and encodes 473 amino acids. The record is from RefSeq and is a predicted model, not a curated record. Lineage: Eukaryota; Viridiplantae; Streptophyta; Magnoliopsida; Fabales; Fabaceae. The transcript has 7 exons.
UUAACAGUUUUUUUAGUCUUAGAAAGUUCUCAAAUAAUCCAUUUUUUUUAGUUUCAAUUUCAAUAGCAGGAACAUUCUUUGACAACUUUUGCUUUUUUGUUAACAGAACAACACAACAACUUAAUCAUGUUUUCAGCUUUUUCUUUUGAUCUAUCACUUUAUAAAAUCAUUGUUUGUUCACAAGUUAUCAUUUGAGUACAAUUUUUGACACAACUUCAAUGAUUUUUUAUUAUAUAUGCAGGUGUUAAGAAAAUUGACUUAAAAUGGAUAAUUCAUCAAAUUUUGACUCAACUUCUUCAGUGGAUCAAAAUGAUCAUUUAAUUAGUGAAACUCCUGAGUACUCACCAUUCAGCGGCGAUUCUUUCGCGUAUUGUCGGAGUAAUUCCGAGGUUUCGAACUUAUCUGAGGCUAUUGAUGACAAUAGUUAUGCUAGUGACCCUCCACCUUCACCAUGGAUGAGUGUGAAACAUGGAGCUGUUCUUUCAAGGUUAGGAAUGAAGCAGAGAAAACAUUCAUUAGAUGAUAAAUCUGAUGAUCUUGAUCUAUUGGAGACAGAACUUGAAAUGAUGAAGGAAAGAUUUUCUAAGCUUCUUUUGGGGGAAGAUAUGUCUGGUGGUGGUAAAGGUGUUUGCACUGCAGUAACAAUAUCAAAUUCCAUUACCAAUCUCUAUGCAACUGUAUUUGGACAUAAUUUGAAGUUAGAGCCUCUAAAGGCUGAGAAGAAAGCUAUGUGGAAAAGAGAAAUGAAUUGUCUUAUGUCAGUGUGUGAUUACAUAGUAGAAUUUGCCCCAACUGCACAAUACUUGGAUGAUGGUACAAUUGUGGAGAUGAUGACAAGUAGACCAAGGGCAGAUAUUUAUAUCAACCUUCCAGCUCUACAGAAGCUUGACACAAUGCUCAUUGAAAUCUUCGAUAGUUUCCAGGAUACUGAAUUUUGGUAUGCAGAACAAGGGAGCAUAUCAGGGAAUUCUAACCGUAGUUCACAUUCGAGUGCCGGUACGCAUUCAAAGGCAGGCUCGUUUCGAAUUAUUGCUCAAAGAAAAGAUGAGAAAUGGUGGUUGCCGGUUCCUUGUGUUCACACUGGUGGCCUCUCUGAUAAAUCAAGGAAGCAUUUGAUUGAGAAAAGAGAUUGUGCUAAUCAAAUUCAUAAAGCAGCUAUGGCAAUAAAUAGCAGUGUGCUUGCUGAGAUGGAUAUUCCGGAAACAUACAUGGCAAAUCUUCCUAAGAGUGGAAGAUCAAGUCUAGGGGACGCAAUUUAUCGCUACAUGCAUUCUGCGGACAAGUUUUCACCCGGCAACCUUCUUGAUUGCCUCAAAAUAAGUACAGAACAUGAAGCACUUGAACUAGCAGAUAGAGUUGAGUCGUCAAUGUACACAUGGAGACGUAAAGCUUGCUUAAGCCAUUCAAAAUCUUCAUGGAACAAAGUAAAGGAAUUUAUGGCUGACACUGGCCAAAGUGACAAAAACUUUGUCUUAGCUGAAAGAGCCGAGACUUUAUUGUUUUUCUUGAAACAAAGAUAUCCUGAACUUUCACAAACCUCGUUGGACACAUGCAAGAUUCAAUACAAUCAGGAUGUAGGAAAAGCAAUACUAGAAAGCUACUCAAGAGUAUUAGAAGGCUUAGCAUUCAACAUUGUUGCUUGGAUUGAAGAUGUUCUUUGCGCAGAUAAAUCAAUGAGGAACUAAAAUGUAUAAAAACCAUUGUGUUCUUCUAUUCAAAACUUUCUUUUGUAAACCAUAACUUUAGGAUAACUUAGAUAGGUAAUAGAUGAUUGCAUCUAAAUUACAAUUAGUUUUCAGUGGUAUUGCAUAAGAAAAUUUUCACUUUCAUUUUGAGGAAUAAUUUUUAGGCUUAAAUGGUCUUUCGGUCCCUGUAAGUUGGCGUGUUUUUGUUUUUAGUCCUUGUACCUUUUUUUUUUAGCAAUUCAUCCCUGUAUGUUAAAAUCUUUUGGUUUUAGUCCCUAAAGUUAAAAUCCGUAGG